Messenger RNA from Equus caballus (horse), 1029 nucleotides. Its product is annotated as olfactory receptor-like protein OLF4. Gene Ontology annotation, cellular component: plasma membrane. NCBI's taxonomy places the organism in Eukaryota, Metazoa, Chordata, Mammalia, Perissodactyla, Equidae. Gene Ontology annotation, molecular function: G protein-coupled receptor activity; olfactory receptor activity. Gene Ontology annotation, biological process: G protein-coupled receptor signaling pathway. The record is from RefSeq and is a predicted model, not a curated record.
AUGGAACCAGGCAAUGGAACAGGCAUUUCAGGAUUUCUUCUUCUGGGAUUUUCAGAGGAAUCAGAAUUGCAGUCCUUCACAUUUGGGCCUUUUCUCUCCAUGUAUCUGAUCACUGUGCUUGCAAACCUGCUCAUCAUCUUGAUUGUCAGCUCUGACUCCCACCUCCACACACCCAUGUACUUCUUUCUUUCCAACCUGUCAUUUGUAGACAUCUGUUUCACCUCUACCGCCAUCCCAAAGAUGUUGGUGAACAUCCAGAUGCAGAGCAAAGUCAUAACCUAUGGAAGUUGCAUCACCCAGCCGUACAUUUUUGUAAUCUUCUCGGGGCUGGACAUCUAUCUCCUGGCCGUGAUGGCCUAUGAUCGAUUUGUGGCCAUCUGUCACCCCCUGUACUACAUGGUCAGCAUGAACCAUCAGCUCUGUGGAAUCUUGCUUCUAGUGUCUUGGAUCACAAGUGUCUUGCAUUCUUUCUUACAAACUUCAAUGGUGUUGCAACUCUCAUUCUGUACACACAUGGAAAUCCCCCACUUUUUCUGUGAACUCAAUCAGAUGAUCCAACUUGCAUGUUCUGAUGCCUUUCUUAAUAAUAUGGUUAUGUAUUUUAUAGAUAUGAUGCUGUGUGGUGGUCCCCUCGCUGGUAUAAUUUAUUCUUACUUUAAGAUAGUUUGCAGUAUAUGUGGAAUCUCAUCAGCUCAAGGGAAGUAUAAAGCAUUUUCCACCUGUGCAUCUCACCUCUCAGUUGUCUCCUUAUUUUUUUGUACAAGCCUAGGAGUGUACUUCAGCUCUGCUGCUAGCCAGAGAUCACACUCAAGUGCAAUAGCCUCAGUGAUGUACACCCUUGUCACACCCAUGCUGAAUCCCUUCAUCUACAGUCUGAGGAAUAAAGAAAUAAAAGGGGCUCUGAAAAGAUUCUUCGGGAUGGCAAGUACAAAAGGACCAGUUAUACUUGGGCAGAAGAAAUGCCCAGGAUUGCAGGACUCAAAGCCUCAGAGUCAGAAUUGUGCUUCUUUAAUCACAUUGCAGAAGUAG